AUGAAGAACAAGGAAGGCUGGGACGGCAAGCUACGGGUAGAGCCUAAGGCUGUCAUCACGAACCCCGAGGCCCUAGAGGACUCGGACUACUCCGACCCAGAUGCGCCGCCCGUGGAAGAGAUCGACGCGGACGAGGACCUCUUGGAAGAUGAGGAUCUAGACACAGAGGAGAUCGACCUGGUUCACAUGCGCAUAAAGUCCCUUCCCGCGCUGCGCCUGGAACGUUUUUCGAAGCUUCAGAGGUUAUGUUUCCGCCAAAACGAAAUAACUCGCAUCGAGUUCCCCUCCAAUGUCGCCGCGUCGCUGAAAGAACUCGAUCUCUACGAUAAUCUCAUCUCGCAUAUCAAGAACCUCGAUGAAUUCGACCUGACGACCUUGGACCUCAGCUUUAACAAGAUUAAGCAUAUCAAGAAUGUGUCACAUCUUACCAAAUUGACGGACCUGUUCUUCGUGCAGAAUAAGAUCUCCAAGAUCGAAGGGUUAGAGGGGUUGACUGAGCUGCGGAAUUUGGAGCUUGGGGCCAAUCGUAUUAGGGAAAUCGAGAACCUGGACACCCUCAAGUCGUUGGAGGAACUUUGGCUCGGCAAGAACAAGAUUACAGAGAUGAAGAACCUCGACUCCCUAACCAACCUCCGCAUCAUCUCCAUCCAAUCCAACCGUCUCACCAACCUCACAGGGCUCUCCAACCUCCCCAACCUUGAAGAGCUCUACUUCUCCCAUAACGCCGUGACCGACCUCUCCGGUUUGGAAAAGAACACCACUUUGCGCGUCCUGGACUUCUCCAACAACCAGGUCGAGCACCUCGAGCACCUAUCCACUCUCAAGAACCUGGAAGAGGUCUGGGCAUCGAACAAUAAGCUUUCCAGCUUCGAGGAAGUUGAGCGCGAGCUGAAGGAUAAGGAAAAGCUGCAAACCGUCUAUUUUGAAGGCAACCCGUUGCAGAUGAACGGGCCUGCUGUAUAUCGGAAUAAGGUGCGGUUGACAUUGCCGCAAGUUGCUCAGAUUGACGCGAAUUACGUACGUGUUUAA
This is a messenger RNA of Penicillium cinerascens, 1029 nucleotides long. RefSeq names its product putative protein phosphatase PP1 regulatory subunit Sds22. Bases 1 to 1029 code for a protein of 342 amino acids. Lineage: Eukaryota; Fungi; Ascomycota; Eurotiomycetes; Eurotiales; Aspergillaceae. The transcript is spliced from 7 exons. Gene Ontology annotation, molecular function: protein binding. The record is from RefSeq and is a predicted model, not a curated record.